AUGUCUAUCAUGAAAUCGCAAGGAGGGAGGCGCUCGCCCAAGAGGCGGAAGCUGGAGCACGACUCCGAGUUUGCUGAUACUUCCAGUGGCUCAAGUGAUGCGGAAGCAUCUAAUGGCGGUGGCGACCGUACCGAAUCCGGCCGUCAGAUUGAACCGACUACGAAGAACCACGUCACAAGGAUCCCUAAGUCAGGUCGGGUUACUGCGUCGAAGCCAACUGUUUUGCCCACCGGCGGCAUUAACAAAUCUGCCACCCUCUCCCUUCAGUUGUCCGACUUAGCUACGGAGAUGACUCCGGACUACGAGAGGCUACGACCAAGAUGGGCUCGGAUUUCAGAUCAGCUAGUGUCGUCGAUGAAGGGCAUACCUCAGCGUCCGCCUGUUACGGCCACUGAAGCAUCAAAGUCAUGCCGCAAGCAAGGCAUCCAAGUUCCCUGGCCACAGCCCCAGCCAACGAAAGAGACAAAUUACAAGUUCGAGUUUCUUCCUCCCAAGCAUUUUGUGGUUUGGGGUGCAUUGGCACAGGGGUGGAGUCUGAAGAACGAGAACGUAAUAGACGUCACUGUCCUCAUGCCUAAUGCUGUUUUGCAAGAGAAAGACUACCUAAACCACAGAGCUUUGCACAAGGCCGCUUUUUACCUUGCUUGCAUUGCCGAUGCAAUAAAGGGUCAGUCGGGGGCAGAGUUUGAUAUGUCUUUUGCAUACAUGCACGAUGUCGAUCUCCUGCCAAUCCUCAAGCUCAUUCCGAGGGACGCAAGUCUGUCGAAGUUCGCCUUCCGAAUAGCAGUCGGUCUUGCACCGGGUUCAAUACCUGUGACCAAGACUUUGCCCACGAGGAACUGUUUGCGGCAAACAGCACCCGGAGCUUCUACGGCUGAAGACCGGCCGACUCCCUUCUAUAACAGCACUGUAUGCUAUGCAGCAUCCCAUUCGAACAUUGACGAGCGUCUUCGCGGAACUCUGAAAAUGAGUCCAGCUUUCGCCGAAGCCUGCCGGAUAGGUCAGCUCUGGCUCCGCCAACGAAAUUUCUCCAGUUCUGUUCAUUCCGGCGGGUUCGGUUCCCUGGAGUGGGCUUGGAUGUGCGCAAUGCUACUGGAGAAGGGCGGCCACCAGGGCCAUCCGCUGUUCUCUAAGCAGUACAGCAGUCUUCAAUUAUUCAAGGCGAUGCUCCAAGUCCUGGCAGUUCGAGAUCUGCAGAAGGAUUCAAUGCUUCUGUUGGGCGCCGCGAAGUUUGAGCUCCCCGAUUCAGACGUCCCUGUUGUCUAUGAUGGAAGUACAGGUGUCAAUAUCCUGUACAAGAUGAGCCCUUGGUCAUACAAAGCUCUGCGCCACCAUGCUCGGAUAUCUUUAGCUGCAGUCAACUCGAAAAGCCGGGACAGCUUCGACACAACUUUCAUGCUGAAUGUCGCGAUACCGUUGUUGCAAUUCGACGAAAUCUACUCGGUACAAAUAUCUGCAAAUCUGGUCACUACAGCUGCAGACGAGCGCCAACUCCUGCACAGACUACACAGUGCUCUCGUGAGAGGGCUCGGUGACAGGGUCAGCCUGAUCGACUUCAAAAUACCGCCACAGUCGAGCUGGGCCCUUAACGAGGCCUCUUCUCGCGGCAACGGAGACUACGACUUAGAGAUUGGACUGCUUACCAACCCGGAUACUAUCUCCCGUCUUGUUGACCACGGGCCUUCAGCCGACGAGCAAGAGAAAGCAGCUGAAUUCCGCAGAUUUUGGGGUGAAAAGGCCGAACUUCGCCGGUUCAAGGAUGGCAGUAUUUCCGAGGCUCUCGUGUGGUCUCAGGGCGCUCCGGUGACCUUGCAGAUCAUUGCGUACCUUGCCAUGCUGCAUUUCAAACUACCACCCAGCUCUGUCAAAACAAAAAGGCCAAACCUGGAAUCCACCAUCCUGAAAGACGACGAACAAUCAGCUCCAGUUGGUCCCAAGGACGCAUUCCUACUCAUCAACUCGACCUUCCAAACCCUAACGUCAACGCUCCACAAUCUCGAAGGCCUCCCCUUGCCAAUCCGCUCCAUCUCACCCGCCUCCCCGGCUCUACGCUCGACCUCGACGCUGCAUCCACUCCUCCCCUCAACCACAGCCCCCAUCGAUAUCCUCAUCCAGUUCGACUCCUCGACCCGCUGGCCCGACUCCCUCUCUGCGAUUCAACACACCAAAAUCGCCUUUUUGCUAAAACUCUCCGAGCUUCUUGCUGAAAGCAAAACGGAGCUCACCACCCGGGUCGGACUCGAAAACACCGAUUCCGCUACAACAGGCCAGUCGAACAUCUCCUUCCUGGACAUCAUUCACCCGGCCCCCGCUCCUGGUCUCUCUCCAAUCUGUUUCCGUCUGCGCAUCUACCAUGACCGCGAAGCUCAUCUCCUCCAAAAUGCCCUGGCUGAUGUAUCCCUGCACGGCUCUACGCGGGACUCUCUUGCCCUCGCGCUGGCGGCGCACAAGAGAGAUUUCGAAGCGAAGACGGUCCACACACUCGCGAUGAAGAACCUAAUCACGAAAUUUCCACCAUUAUCCGUGACAGUGCGAUUAUUGAAACGAUGGAUCUCCUCACACCUUCUGUCUAUGCAUAUCCCCGAGGAAGUCCUCGAGAUCAUCGCCGCAUAUUGUUUCCUGUACCCAGCGCCGUGGGAGGUUCCCGGUGCCGCAACGACGGCAUUUCUGCGAUGUCUUCACUUCUUGUCGUGCUGGGAUUGGUCCUUCUCGCCACUGAUUGUCGACUUGUCACUCUCUCAGGAUGGCGUGGCGGACGCUCAAAGGGCGGAAAUGGAAACGCGAUUCCAAGCGUGGAGGAAGCUUGAUCCCAAUAUGAAUACCGUGGUGUGGUUCGUAGGGAGCAAUCUUGACGCCACCGGCACGGGUUGGACGGGAAAUGCAUGUCCCCCAAGGGUUGUGGCAGGGCGAGUGACUGCGUUGGCGAAAGCCGCAAUGAACAUGAUCGAGGGGAAGUGGUUGGAGGACGAGGCGUCGUGGAAGGGCCUGUUUGUCGGGGAAUUGGCCGAUUAUGAUUUCGUCAUCCAUCUGAAGAGUUCUGCGGUCACGGGUGGCAAGGCGAGGAAGAAGACUGGCAGGACGGCCAAGGACGGACCGGGCGCUGAUGGAGAGUUCAAGAAUCUGGAGAUCGCCCAGUCCCUCGAUGUCGAUUCGAUCGGACAUAGUGCCGUGGAGCUGUACCUGCACGACUUGAACCACGCCUUUGGGUCGUCGGCGUUGUUCUUCUACGAUAAGAAUGGCGGGAGAGUGAUUGCCGGAUUGUGGAAGCCUAGUGUGCUUGGGCGGAAGGCGUGGCGGGUUAGACUUGGUUGGUCGAGUGUACCUCUGCCUGCGGAAGGGGAUAAUGAGGGGACCAAGGAUAUGUGCGUUUUCAACCGGGAAGCGGUCGUGGCCGAGAUGGUCAAGUUGGGAGAGGGCUUGGUCAAGGAGGUCAAGCUGAAGGAGUGA
Molecule: messenger RNA, 3447 nt
Organism: Cladophialophora carrionii CBS 160.54
Lineage: Eukaryota; Fungi; Ascomycota; Eurotiomycetes; Chaetothyriales; Herpotrichiellaceae
Exons: 1
Coding region: 1-3447 (1148 amino acids)
Biological process (GO): rRNA processing; tRNA export from nucleus
Cellular component (GO): small-subunit processome; CURI complex; UTP-C complex
Source: RefSeq, a predicted model, not a curated record